Molecule: messenger RNA, 2168 nt
Organism: Quercus lobata
Lineage: Eukaryota; Viridiplantae; Streptophyta; Magnoliopsida; Fagales; Fagaceae
Product: very-long-chain aldehyde decarbonylase CER1-like
Exons: 10
Coding region: 94-1965 (623 amino acids)
Biological process (GO): lipid biosynthetic process
Molecular function (GO): oxidoreductase activity; iron ion binding
Source: RefSeq, a predicted model, not a curated record
AUAUAUAUAACAGACCUACCCUAAGGCUGAUUUGCACAUGUAUGCAUCAGCAACAGAAAGUUCUAUAUUUGCAUUUGUAUUUGAUAGUUUUCUAUGGCUACUAAACCAGGAAUUCUCACAGACUGGCCAUGGACGCCUCUUGGAAGAUUUAAGUACGUGAUCCUAGCUCCUUGGGCCAUUCAUAGCACUUACUCAUUCAUAGUUAAGGAUAAGAGUGAAAGGUCCCUUUCACUCUUCCUCAUAUUUCCAUUUCUACUAUGGAGGAUGCUUCACAACCAAAUAUGGAUUAGUCUCUCUCGUUACUGGACUGCCAAAGGCAAGAACUCGAUCGUUGACAAGAGUAUCGAGUUUGAGCAAGUUGACAGAGAAAGCAAUUGGGAUGACCAAAUAUUGUUCAAUGGAGCCUUGUUCUACCUAGCAAGUAAGACAUUGACUCAGGCAGAGAGCCUACCAUUGUGGAGGACAGAUGGAGUAAUUAUGACGUUUCUUCUACAUUCUGGUCCUGUAGAGUUUCUCUAUUAUUGGCUCCAUAGAGCACUGCACCACCAUUAUCUUUACUCUCGCUAUCAUUCCCAUCACCAUUCUUCAAUUGCUACAGAGCCUAUAACUUCUGUCAUUCAUCCAUUUGCGGAGCACAUAGCAUAUUUCGCGUUGUUUUCCAUACCAAUGUUAACAGCAUUACUUACUGAUACUGCCUCUAUUGCAUCCAUUGCUAUCUACCUCACAUAUAUUGAUUUUAUGAAUAAUAUGGGUCACUGCAAUCACGAACUCAUUCCAAAAUGGCUCUUUUCCAUCUUUCCUCCACUGAAGUACCUCAUGUACACCCCCUCGUUUCACUCUCUGCAUCAUACACAAUUUCGUACCAAUUAUUCACUGUUCAUGCCAGUCUAUGACUACAUAUAUGGUACCACGGACAAAUCUACAGACGAACUAUAUGAAAUUUCACUCAGAAGGGAAGCAGAAUUACCAGAUGUAGUGCACCUAACUCAUCUAACUACACCUGAGUCCAUCUAUCAUCUCAGGCUUGGUUUUGCCUCUUUGGCCUCCAAACCAUACACAUCAAAAUGGUACUUCUCAUUGAUUUGGCCUGUGACAUUGUGGUCUAUGAUGUUAAAUUGGUUAUACGGCCGUACUUUCAUUGUUGAGAGAUACCGUUUUAAUAAACUCAAAUUACAAAGUUGGGUCAUACCAAAAUACAGAAUACAAUACUUUCUACAAUGGCAAAAUGAGACUAUAAAUAACUUAAUUGAGGAAGCCAUACUGGAAGCAGAGGAAAGAGGUGCUAAAAUAUUAAGCUUAGGUCUCUUGAAUCAGGAAGAGGAGCUUAAUAGAUAUGGUGCACUUUAUGUUGAGAGGUACCCUAAGCUAAAUGUGAAGGUCGUAGAUGGGAGUAGUCUGGCAGUUGCUGUUCUGCUAAACAGCAUUCCCAGAGGAACAACCCAAGUGGUUCUUAGAGGCAAACUCACCAAGGUUGCUUACGCCUUGGCCUUUAACUUAUGCCAAAGGGGUAUCACGGUGCUUACAAUACGAGAGGAUGAGUUUUUGAAGCUAAACAAAUCGUUCAACACCAAUUCUGAAAGUAAUUUGAUAUUUUCAGUAAGUUAUUCUCAAAAGAUUUGGUUAGUGGGAGAUGGAUUGGAUGAGGAAGAACAGUUAAAGGCGCCCAAAGGAACAUUGUUUAUUCCCUUCUCACAAUUCCCACCAAAGAAAUUGCGCAAAGACUGUUACUACCAUAGCCCUCCAGCAAUGGUGACUCCAAGGUCUCUCGAGAAUAUGCACUCUUGUGAGAAUUGGUUUCCAAGAAGAGUGAUGAAUGCUUGGCGUAUAGCUGGGAUUGUGCAUGCUUUGGAAGGAUGGAAUGAACACGAGUGCGGUAACACAAUGUCCAACAUUGAGAAAGUUUGGCAAGCAAGUCUUCAACAUGGAUUUCAGCCUUUGCUGCUUCCAACUGAAUCAAAAUGCUAAUAGCUUACUAUAAGAUAUGAAAAUGUACCUGCCUGAGCUAUUAGCCUAUUACAUCAAAUUAAGGCUUGAUGGGUUUGAUUUUGGUGAAUAGACUAUAUUAAUACUUGGGUGUUGUUAACGGGUGCUGUAUAGAACCCGUUAAUGUGAUAAAAUUUAAAAUAAAUUAUUCACGUUUUUUUAGGGAUGUGGAAAAAAAUUGAAUA